ACACCAGCCAGGGGGAGUGGUCUCGAGAACCCGGUUUGCACCAGUUAUUCGGUACCCAAGGUCGGUAUUUCCGUAAGCCGCGAGGUCGAGACCAAAAGCAAACAGUUCGUACCCGGCAGACAACGCGCUAAACCAAACCACACAAUGUCGGACAUUUGUGAUUUCGAGUGGUCCAACAAUCGGUACCGUCACAAUCUGACCAUAUCGGAGCUUAAGCUGGGCUUCAACCGGAACGAACCGACCGAUCGCAGUCGGGCGUUGAUCGCGCUGAAGGAACUAAUCGGUGCCAGCCGAGAUUAUGCGUUGAAGGAUAAGUCCUGCUUUCAGGACGAUGAGUUCCUGUUUCGGUUUCUGUACGCACGCAAAUUCAACGUCAACGAAGCGUUCCAGCUGAUCAUAAACUAUCACGCGUACCGGCAGCGAAACGCGGCCAUCCUGCAGCGUUUGUCGGUGCUGGACGAGACGAUACAGAUUGCGCUACGGGAUGGAUUUCCCGGUGUGCUAACGAACCGGGAUCGGCGCGGUCGUAAGGUGCUGGUGUUCUUUACCGCCAACUGGGACUAUGCGUCCUACUCCCUAGUCACUGUGUACCGGGCAAUGCUGCUCACGAUCGAGAAGCUGCUGGAGGAUAAGCAGAACCAGGCGAACGGAUUCAUCGCAAUCGUCGACUGGACCAACUUCACGUUCCGUCAGUCUUCGAACUUGAACCCGAAGGUGUUGAAGCUGAUGAUCGAGGGACUACAGGACUGCUUCCCGGUACGAUUUAAGGCGAUCCACUUUAUCGGCCAACCGUGGUACGUCGAAGCGGCACUGGCCGUGAUUCGACCGUUCCUGAAAGAGAAGACCCGCGAUAGGAUAAAACUGCACGGUAGUAAUCUGUCCACCCUGCAUGACUGCGUCGCCCGUGACAUCCUUCCAACCGAGCUCGGCGGUGAAGGGCCCACGUUUAAUCCGCUCAACUGGUACCACGAGCUGCUCGAAUCGAGCCAAACCGUCACGAAACCGGCACCUUCGUACUGUCUCAGCCAGACGCAGAUCUACACCAAAACGCCGGCCCAGUUCGUACCAACGGUCGGCGGCCAUCGGAAAGGGGCCGACCUGUCACCGACGCAAUCGCCCUCGCCAUCACCACCCUCCUCGCUAUCGUCCACGAACGGGGCCGAAUUUCUGAAGGCGGCCACCAAGGCAGCCGCCGUCAAGAUCGGUGUCCUGACGGCCAAAGCGAACGAUCCGGCCACCAACACGCUGCUCGGUGUGACGACCGGUGCCGGCGGUGGUGAUUUGUGACGCACGACACCUUGCAACGUGGUAACACUGGAUGUGCAUCCCGCUAAAGACUGGAUCGUUUCGGUGGCCGAUGGUGGCCAGCACUGCACUAUGAUGAUCUCAUACCAGGUACAGAAACGUUCGUGGUGGUAACGACUGCCGAACGGCGGGCUAGCGUUAAGGCAGGUGAUAAUGGGUCGGCAGAUGUACUGACAGAUGUUGUGGCUAGGAAGCGGCAAAGAGAACUCCUACAAAUUAUCUCUUCCAUGUGGAAAAAAUGCCGUUCACAGCAAGCUGAUACAUCCUCAAACAAAGAGAAAGAAACACAUAACAUCAAAAGUUGUCUAUAAUUCCAACAGA
Messenger RNA from Anopheles moucheti, 1626 nucleotides. Its product is annotated as clavesin-2-like. NCBI's taxonomy places the organism in Eukaryota, Metazoa, Arthropoda, Insecta, Diptera, Culicidae. The transcript is spliced from 2 exons. Gene Ontology annotation, molecular function: phosphatidylinositol bisphosphate binding. The record is from RefSeq and is a predicted model, not a curated record. Gene Ontology annotation, cellular component: membrane. The coding region runs from base 145 to 1287 and encodes 380 amino acids.